UCUUCAGAAUGCGGGGGCAUUAUAUCAUUGCCGUCUGGCAUUAUUAACAGUCCCAAUUAUCCGUGGGAUUACUCGAACAAUCUGAUGUGUGAGUGGGUCGUGCAAACCAAUCCCAUCUCCGUCAUCGAGAUCAACGUCAUCGAUGUUAACAUUGAAUACAGUAACAACUGCAUCAAGGACAGUAUCGAGAUUAUGGAUGGGUUUGAUUCAGAAAGUCAGCUUCUGCAAAAGAUAUGCACGUCAGACGUUCAUAUGACUCUCACAUCGUCUGGACCAAAUAUUUUCAUUCGUUUCAUUUCUGACAAUGACCAAACUGCUAAAGGAUUUCAUUUCGCUUUCAGAACGAGGAAAAAGGAUCGAUGUGGAGGUAUAUUAAAAGGACCUUCAGGUUCAGUGAGUUUUCCAGUUGAUCCGCUCAAUAGGCAUGAUGUUGACUGUAUUUGGCUGAUUGUUGUUGAUCCUGGAAAUAUCAUUUCACUCACUUUUGAUCGCUUCAGUCUAGAGGCAUCAUCGACGGAUGGUUGUCAUUACGAUUACCUUUCAAUUUUUGCUGAUAAAGAAAUGAAAGUGCCUCUGACUGAAAACAAUAGGUACUGCGGUGGAAAGAUGCCGCCGAACGUUAGGUCCUUUUCAAACAUAAUGCUUUUAAGGCUUCAUACUGAUGAGCGAGACGAGAGUGCAGGAUUUUCUGCGAGAUAUUUCGCCAUUCCAGCUGAUGAAACUUGUGGUGGUUAUCUUAGAGAACCAGUUGGAGUGAUAGUAAGCCCUAAUUAUCCGGGUCGAUAUCCCGACAGCUAUCACUGUGUCUGGACCAUCGUGAUGGAGUUUGGCAAGCAGAUUCAUCUGAACAUCACGAGUUUGGAUAUGGAAGAGGACGUGGAUUGUAUUUCUGAUUAUCUGGAAAUAAGGGAUGGAAGUGCAACAGAUUCUCCUUUGAUUGGAAAGAUCUGUCGUUUGCCUGAAGAGAAUUUUAUUUCAACAGGAAAUAAAUUGUUAUUGAUAUUCCAGUCAGAUAUGAAAUACAAUGGAAAUGGAUUCAAAAUAAUAUACGACGGUACCAUAACAGGUACACGAACUGGCAUUGCAAAUGUUUUAAUAAGAUGUUUUGUUAUUUUUAUCAACUGGUUUCACGCUCAAAUACAUGA
Molecule: messenger RNA, 1145 nt
Organism: Helobdella robusta
Lineage: Eukaryota; Metazoa; Annelida; Clitellata; Rhynchobdellida; Glossiphoniidae
Exons: 7
Source: RefSeq, a predicted model, not a curated record